Medicago truncatula (barrel medic) is the source of this 752-nucleotide messenger RNA. Its product is annotated as ethylene-responsive transcription factor ERF098. NCBI's taxonomy places the organism in Eukaryota, Viridiplantae, Streptophyta, Magnoliopsida, Fabales, Fabaceae. The transcript has a single exon. Gene Ontology annotation, biological process: regulation of DNA-templated transcription; ethylene-activated signaling pathway. The record is from RefSeq and is a predicted model, not a curated record. Gene Ontology annotation, molecular function: DNA-binding transcription factor activity; DNA binding. Bases 163 to 603 code for a protein of 146 amino acids.
CGUUAAUUAAAUUUCUUCAUCCAUUGAAUCUAUUAACAAUUUGACACUACACUACACUAGCCAAUUGAUUCACAAGGUACUUUGGUAUAGCUUAGUAUAAAUUGCAUAAUGUAGCUAUAAGGUUGUUAUUAAAUGGCACUAUAGUAAGCUAUAAAAUUAUUAAUGGAAGAGGAAAAUUCAAAGGAGAAGAAUGACAAACAAGAGUCACCAAAAGAAAUUCGAUACCGAGGAGUGAGGCGUCGUCCAUGGGGAAAGUUUGCGGCUGAGAUUCGGGACCCAGCUAGACGCGGUGCACGCGUGUGGCUAGGCACAUUUCUCACCGCGGAGGAAGCUGCAAGAGCUUAUGAUCGUGCUGCUUUUGAGAUGAGAGGUGCUUUAGCAAUUCUCAACUUUCCACAUGAAUAUUCAAUUGUUAACUCCUCUUCAUCAUCAUUAGCACCUAAUUCAUCUUCAGCUUCAUGCUAUGAAUCAUCAUCAACGUCAAAUUACCAAAGUGAGCAUGGGAAACAAGUCAUUGAAUUUGAGUAUUUGGAUGAUAAAUUGUUAGAGGAUCUUCUUGAUUGUGAUGAAAGUGAAACCACUCGUAAAAACUUGCCAAAGUAGGUUUACUUAGAAGUAAGAACAUUAUUUGGUAUGAUCUAAAUUACUUUUUGGUGUGCUAUGUAGCAAAUAUAGUGAAAAACGAAAUGUCUUUUAAAUGUUAUUAGGUUAUCACAGUUGCAUUUUGUAUUAGUCAAUUGAUUUUCCUAUAU